Messenger RNA from Caenorhabditis bovis, 3576 nucleotides. NCBI's taxonomy places the organism in Eukaryota, Metazoa, Nematoda, Chromadorea, Rhabditida, Rhabditidae. The record is from the annotation of a GenBank genome assembly.
AUGUCGGAUGAUGAAGAUCCGAGUCGGAUUGCGCGAUCGCGAUCUGCCGAGCCGCCGAGCACCGCGAGAAGCUCACUGUGGAUGAGCAUGGGGUUCCAUCAAAACCGUGACAAUUCCAGACGACGUCGAAUGUCGAAGGCGCGACGCGAGAGCCAACACAUCGAAUUGUCAUCGCUCGCGCCUGGAACGCGGGUGAUGUUCCUGCUCAAAGAGAAAGAUGUCACACCAGCAUUGUUCACCGAAAUGGGUGAGCUCGACCAGAACGAAUGGCGAGAAACUGCGCGUUGGGUGAAAUUUGAAGAGGACGUCGAACAGGGCGGAAACCGAUGGUCGAAACCGCAUGUCGCCACACUCUCGCUUCAUUCGCUUUUCCAGCUUAGAAGCUGUAUUAUGAAUGGGCUUUUUAUGAAUGAUGUGCCCGAAACUGAUCUCAACUCAAUUAUAAAUGCAAUUCUCGCAAAAUUGGUCGCCGCUGGCGAAAUUCAAGAAGAGAAUCGCGAAGAAUUGCGCGAAAUAUUACUUCGCAAGCACGUUCAUCAAUACGAGCAGCCGGGAUUUUGGUCGAUGUCGAAUUGGUUCGACGAUGGGCGUACGCCGUCGACGUCGCGCGCUUCAAGCUUUUCGAAUCGCUCACAGUGUCUGGAGCAGCAGCCGAAAAAGAAUGGAAAUGGAAGCGAGAAAAGCGGAUUCUUGAGCACAGUUCGCUCGAUAUCCGAUAUUGGUCGAUCGUUUUCUCACGGCAAAAAUUUGGGCAAAAUCGAGGAGAAACCGGAAAUCGAGUCGUCUGCCACAGCUACAACUGCUCCCAAUCAGCUCACGCUACCCAACGUCGAAUCUGUGCCGAAGGACAUUGCCAGUGAUGAUGCUUCGAAAGGAAAUUUGCAUUUUCUCAAGAAGCUGCCGCCUGGUGUUGAAGCGAGUAAUGUGCUUAUUGGAGAGGUCGAUUUCCUCACACGCCAUAUUUGUGUAUUUGUGCGUCUUCGCAAUGCGAAUCAGUUGGGAGAUCUGACCGAGGUCCCAGUGCCCACUCGAUUCAUCUUCUUGCUUUUGGGACCCACUGGACAUGGACAACAGUAUCGUGAAAUCGGAAGAGCGAUAGCCACUUUGAUGGCCGAUGAGAUAUUCCACGACGUCGCCUAUGGAGCCCGUGACGUCGACGAUCUUCUUGAUGGAAUCGACGAAUUCUUGGAUCAAGUCACAGUUUUGCCGCCUGGUGAAUGGGAUCCCAAUAUUCGAAUCGAGCCGCCAAAUAAGCUGCCAUCGCAGGAAAAACGCAAACAGAUCGGCAAAGAGUUGCUGGUCGAGCCAGCAGCAGCUGCGGCAGCGGAAAAGAAGAAGCUUGAAGUGGAGCUGGAAGAGGAGCACUCGCACCUCAACGAUCCAGCUCUUCAGCGAACCGGCAAACUGUUCGGCGGUCUGAUUCUCGAUAUCAAACGCAAGGCUCCUCAUUAUGUGUCGGAUUUCACCGACGCGUUCAACAUUCAAUGCCUCGCCUCGAUCUGCUUUAUGUACUUUGGUCUUUUGGCCCCGAUUGUGACAUUCGGAGGACUCUUGGAAGAAGCAACACAUCAGAGAAUGGCUGCCAUGGAGAACUUGUUCGGAGGAUCGCUUUGCGGAGUUUUGUAUCACCUGUUCGCCGGACAACCGCUCACCAUCAUCGGAUCGACCGGACCGGUGCUCGUUUUCGAAACAAUCGUCUAUGACUUCUGCCAUCGAUUUGGAAUCAAAUACUUAAGCUUCAGAUUCUGGGUUCAUGUCUGGACUGCGUUUAUUAUAUUGGUUAUGGUUAUCACCGACGCAAGUUCUUUGGUUUCUUAUAUAACCCGUUUCACUGAGGAAUCGUUCGCCACUUUGAUCGCUGUGAUUUUCAUCUAUGAAGCUAUCAUGAAGUUGGUCAAAAUCAAGGGGCAACUCGAUGUGAUCAACUAUUCGAGAGAUGUUGUUGAUGGAACCUGCUUUUGCAUUCCGACGACCGGAAAACCGCCAGUUGGUCACGAACGCGCUGUCGAUUACAUCAAACGCAAUUCGCUGAACAUCCCGUUCAACGAGACCGCCAUCGAUUUCUCGAAGGCUGCUCUUCCCGAUUGUCGCGCUAUUGGAGGAACGUUUGGUGGUGAUUCGUGCUUCCCAAUGUACGACAAACUGCUCAUGUCGAUCCUGCUCACACUUGGAACUUUCUUCCUCGCCACCACUCUCAAGAAGCUUCGCAACUCUUGUUAUUUCCCGACCAAAGUCCGCCAGAUCUUGUCCGAUUUCGCUGUGAUGCUUGCUAUCGCGUUUAUGACCUCAAUUGACAUGAUCGUCGGAAUUAACACGCCAAAAUUGAAUGUUCCCAGCAGUUUCAGACCAACCUGGGAUGGUCGUGGUUGGAUUGUCUACCCAUUCGAUGGAAAUCCGUUUUGGACCGCCCCACUCGCCUUCUUUCCAGCUCUUCUUGCUUGUAUCCUAAUCUUCAUGGACCAGCAGAUCACAACAGUUAUUGUGAAUCGUAAGGAGAACAAACUGAAGAAAGGUUGUGGAUACCAUUUGGAUCUUCUUGUCCUUUCCGUCACAAUCAUAAUGGUCGGCUUCCUCGGAUUGCCGAUUUACGUCGCUGCCACUGUUUUGUCCAUCAAUCACAUCAAUUCGCUGAAAGUCGAAAGUGAUUGCAAGGCUCCGGGAGAAGUCGCGCAGUUCGUUGGCGUCCGCGAGCAAAGAGUUACUGGAAUUGUCACCUUCCUUAUUAUCGGACUGUCGGUUUUGGCAACAAACGUUCUCGGAAAAAUACCAAUGCCUGUCUUGUACGGCGUCUUCCUUUACAUGGGUAUUUCUGCAUUGGGCGGCAUUCAGCUCUUCGAUCGAUUCCUUCUCUUGUUCAUGCCAAUGAAAUACCAGCCGGAUACGAUUUACAUCCGACACGUGCCGAUCCGAAAAAUUCACCUCUUCACAUUCUUCCAGAUUGGAUGUCUUGCCCUUCUUUGGGUUAUCAAAUCAAUCAAGUCCACAUCGAUUCUGUUCCCAAUUAUGCUUGUUGUCAUGGUUGGAAUCAGAAAACUGAUGGAGAAGGCGUUUACGAAGACGGAUCUCAAAUAUUUGGAUGACCCAAUGCCCGAUUUCCAUUUGAGAAAGAAGGAAGAUUUGAAGCGUCGAAUGAGCGAAGGAGAACCGGUUGAAAUCGAAAUUGAUAAUGAGAAUCAGGCGACGAUUCAUGCCGUUAAGACAGAAGCUCAUUUGCACAUUCCGAUGACAUCUGGAAAUGUGAUUAAGAUCCCAUUGGCGGCCAUUCAGGAGCCAUCGCAUUCCAUCAAUUUGACCAAAGAGGUUAACAACAGCGGAAUGUGGAAGCACAUAAGUUCGGCGGACUCAAAAAAUUCGUUGACUCGCGAUGUCCCACACAACGAGCCAGAAUCGACCAAAGACGCUCCGAUCGAGCAGCCCGAAGACGACGAUGAUCCGAUAAUGAUCAAAGUGAUCCGUCCAUCGCCGCACACUUCGCAGUCGAAUCUCGCCGAGAACACCCCACUGCUGAAGGAUGAGCAAAAAGACGCAAACGGCAGCUCGGCGCCGUCGUCGAGCAACGCUGAGCCACCAGUUUAG